This is a messenger RNA of Gongylonema pulchrum, 811 nucleotides long. The record is from the annotation of a GenBank genome assembly. Lineage: Eukaryota; Metazoa; Nematoda; Chromadorea; Rhabditida; Gongylonematidae.
CGUGUGAUGAUAUAAACCCGUGGAGUGAAUGUUAUUCUGCCAAAUAUCUUAAAAAAGUUGCAUAUAACUUAUGUGUUUUUCUUUUUUUCAGAGCAGAACCGGCAGCACAAGCAGUACUUUUAAAUGCCAAAAAAGAUGAGAAUGAGUGGAGCGAAAUUCCGGCAUAUUAUGCUAGCAGUCAGGCGGAGGCUAACGCAACACUGUUCCCAAAACUUGACGAAAUACCCGCCGGUUCAUCGUCCCCUUUCGUGCAACAGCAGAACGAAGGCUCAUUGAUUGAAAGUAACGGCGAAGAUUUAGUCAGUGCAGCUAGUGGCCUUACGAAUGGCGGCUAUACGAGUGAAACUGGCGGCGGCGCAUCCUCGGCGCACUUUGUACCCAUAUCAAUCUCAUCACUGUCGGCCAGAGCUAGUGGCCUUACGAAUGGCGGCUAUACGAGUGAAACUGGCGGCGGCGCAUCCUCGGCGCAUUUUGUACCCAUAUCAAUCUCAUCAUUGUCGGCCAGAGAUAUUAUGGCGCGAAAGCGGCCGCGGCAGAGCGUUUCCGAUAGCCCUACAGCGCUGGAGAAAACCAUUGCAAAUAGUCUGGAAUUUAUCCAAGGAUUUAUCUACACAGCACUGCAGAAGCAGAAGGAGCAAGAGCAGGAGAAGGAGAAAGCAAAAAGCGCAAACACAGCCCUCUUCGAAUGCAUCGACCACCUCACAGCCGACAUGUCACCGAUGGAACGCCAGGAAGCUGUCCGAGAAAUGAAGAGAGCUUGCGUGAGCAUUUGCGGUAAAAUUAUUAAUAAGUCAAAGGAUGCAACGUGAAG